GUCAUCUUUCAGCGUCACAUCUUUGUCAGUGAACAAAAUGGCAACCUACUGCUUAACCGUCGCCCGGCUUCAGCUCGCUCUGGGUCAGGGAGCCCGACGCUUUCAUGUGGCGGCAGCUCUCAACGCAAAGGCUAAGGUGGCCAUGAGCCACUUUGAGCCAAACUCUUACAUCAACUAUGACAAGCUUCGCUCAAAUAUUGACAUUGUGCGCAAAAGACUCAACCGGCCACUCACUCUGUCAGAAAAGAUUGUCUAUGGCCAUCUGGAUGACCCGGCUGGACAGGAAAUCGCUCGAGGACGCACAUACUUGCGCCUGCGACCCGAUCGAGUUGCUAUGCAGGAUGCAACAGCACAGAUGGCCAUGCUGCAGUUCAUCAGCAGUGGACUCCCAAAAGUCAUCGGUGUGAAAUUGACAGGCACAUUAACUGGUUGGACCUCACCAAAGGAUGUCAUCCUUAAAGUGGCUGGUAUUUUGACUGUGAAGGGUGGCACUGGUGCCAUUGUGGAGUACCACGGCCCUGGUGUGGACUCUAUCUCCUGCACAGGAAUGGCCACCAUCUGUAAUAUGGGCGCUGAAAUUGGAGCUACCACUUCUGUAUUCCCUUUCAACCACCGUAUGAAGACAUACUUGGAGAAGACAGGUCGUGGAGAAAUCGCUGCUUUAGCAAAUGAGAACCAAGAUCUGCUGGUACCUGACUCGGGUUGUCAUUACGACCAGAUAAUUGAAAUUAAUCUAAGUGAGCUGAAGCCUCACAUCAAUGGCCCAUUUACUCCUGACCUGGCUCACCCUGUUUCAGACAUCGGCUCCGUUGCUGAGAAGAAUGGCUGGCCCCUGGAUGUUAAAGUUGGUCUGAUUGGAAGCUGCACCAACUCCAGUUAUGAGGACAUGGGCAGAGCUGCCUCCUUGGCCAAACAAGCACUUGACAAAGGACUCAAAUGCAAAGCCCAGUUCACAGUCACCCCUGGGUCCGAGCAGAUUCGUGCCACAAUCGAGCGAGAUGGCUAUGCUAAAGUGUUGAGGGAUGUUGGUGGGGUUGUCCUGGCGAAUGCCUGUGGACCCUGCAUCGGUCAGUGGGACAGACGUGACGUUAAGAAGGGAGAAAAGAACACCAUUGUUACAUCAUUCAACAGAAACUUUACAGCCAGAAACGAUGCUAACCCUGCCACUCAUGCUUUUGUCACUUCCCCAGAGAUCGUCACAGCCCUUGCCAUCGCAGGCACACUGAAGUUCAACCCUGAGAUUGACUUCCUCACAGCCCCCAACGGAGAGAAGUUUAAACUGGUGCCGCCCACAGGAGAUGAGCUUCCUGCCCGUGACUUUGACCCAGGUCAGGACACCUACCAGCACCCACCAGCUGAUGGGUUAGGCCUGAAAGUGGAUGUCAACCCUCAGAGCAACCGACUGCAGCUGCUUGAGCCCUUCGACAAAUGGAAUGGAAACAACCUUGAGGACCUCCGAGUGCUCAUCAAGGUGAAAGGAAAGUGCACCACCGACCACAUCAGCGCUGCCGGACCUUGGCUGAAGUUCCGUGGCCACCUUGAUAACAUUUCCAAUAACCUGCUCAUUGGUGCCGUUAAUAUUGAGAAUGAUGCCGUCAAUAAAAUUCGCAACCUUCUGACUGGAGAGUUUGGUGGUGUUCCUGAUGUUGCCCGCCAUUACAAAAAGCACAAUGUUUCAUGGGUAGUUGUGGGAGAUGAGAACUAUGGUGAGGGUUCCAGCAGAGAGCACGCUGCUCUGGAGCCCAGACAUUUAGGAGGGAGGGCCAUUAUUGUGAAGAGCUUUGCUAGAAUCCAUGAAACUAACUUGAAGAAACAGGGCCUGCUGCCCCUCACCUUCUCCAACCCUGCUGAUUACGACAAAAUCUGCCCAGAUGAUAAAAUCUCCAUUGUAGGGCUUAAGAGCCUUGCCCCUGGAAAGCCCCUAAAGGCCGUCAUCAAGCACAGUGAUGGGAGCACAGAAACCAUUGAGUUGAACCACACCUUCAACGAAACCCAGAUUGAGUGGUUCCAGGCUGGCUCCGCCCUCAACAGAAUGAAGGAGCUGCAGAAAUGAGCGUGAUUGGCUAUAAAUAUACAUAUUUGGGAGGGGAAGGGGUUAUGCUUCAAACAGGAGGAUAUGGUAUGUGUAUGAAAGGUUUAAAUACUCAUGUAAUUAUGAACUGAAUUAUACACAAUACAUAAAAUACAUUUUAAAACUGUGUUGCAUAGACAAGUCAUGUCAAUACUGUUCAAAGCUAUAUAAUACAUUGCAGAGCAGAUAAAAGGUAUUAAGUUUUGCAACUGUAAUGCUUAUAAAUUACAAGCUGGGUCAGUGUGUAUUACAGAAUGGUUCAUUAAAAAAAAAAAAAAAAGUUAGCCUGCAAAAAAUGGUAGGCGCAUGCUUGUUAGUGGGAGUUUAAUUCAUAAAAUCAUCCAAAUAUCUGUGUUCAGGCAACUGUUGAUUAUUAAUUUCUGCUGUUUGUAAUAUGACACUGAACUGUAAUGAGAGCUGCUUGUGAAUGUUCUGUCCUGUAAUCAGCUUUAUUAAUGGAUUCUUUUACUUCACAUGAUUCUGUUAGCAGAGAUGAUCAACCAUUCAUAAUAAUUGUUCUUAUUCACGCAAGCUUGAAACUUGACCGGUUAUUGUUCAUGUAGCUAUUCUUACUGUGAGUCAGAGUGACAUGUCUAUGCCUAUUCUUCAAGACCCUGGCAGAUCUUGACAUCACACCACCACUAUCAAAUGUGUCUGGUACUGAGUGCACCACAGGUCAAGUUUAUAAACGUUUUAAACGGAAUGCUUAUUUAUAAACAUGUGCAAAGAAUCUCCAAUGUGCAUUAUCUUAAGUGUUUUGGAUGCGUUAUUGAGUAAUGGAUCAGUAAUCAGACCUCCAAUCUCUUGAGCACUUUUCCUGUAUAUUUGAGUGCCCUUUUUUGUAGGGUUGUAUUUUUUUCCCAUUUCAAACCGAGCCAUACCCAUGUCAAAGCAAU
Molecule: messenger RNA, 2967 nt
Organism: Sinocyclocheilus anshuiensis
Lineage: Eukaryota; Metazoa; Chordata; Actinopteri; Cypriniformes; Cyprinidae
Product: aconitate hydratase, mitochondrial-like
Exons: 15
Coding region: 38-2053 (671 amino acids)
Biological process (GO): tricarboxylic acid cycle
Cellular component (GO): mitochondrion; cytosol
Molecular function (GO): 4 iron, 4 sulfur cluster binding; aconitate hydratase activity
Source: RefSeq, a predicted model, not a curated record